Apis laboriosa (Himalayan honeybee) is the source of this 1318-nucleotide messenger RNA. Its product is annotated as GPN-loop GTPase 1. Gene Ontology annotation, molecular function: GTPase activity. The transcript is spliced from 5 exons. The record is from RefSeq and is a predicted model, not a curated record. NCBI's taxonomy places the organism in Eukaryota, Metazoa, Arthropoda, Insecta, Hymenoptera, Apidae. The coding region runs from base 143 to 1315 and encodes 390 amino acids.
AAUAUCUAUCAAUUAUAUGAUUGAUAAAGUGUUUAUAUUGUAUUACGAUAAAAGUAUUUAUUGUAAAAAGUUUAUAUUGUACUUAUAAUUUAUAAAAAUAUUUAUAAAAAAUUAAUAUAUAUAAUUUAAAAUAUCUGAAUCUAUGGAUACUUCUGAAUCUAUGGAAUCUUCUAAAUACAAUACUUUUAUGCAAACUGAUGUAUCUGCCCAAUCAAAUACUAAAGAAAAAAAACCGACAUGUAUUAUUAUUCUUGGAAUGGCUGGAUCUGGCAAAACUACAUUUGUACAAAGAUUUGUUUCGGUAUUAUACAAAUUAAGAAAACCAUAUGUAAUAAAUUUGGAUCCUGCAUGUAAAGAAGUUCCUUAUCCAGCAAACAUAGAUAUAAGAGAUACUGUGAAUUACAAGGAAGUAAUGAAACAAUAUAGUUUAGGACCUAAUGGUGGUAUUGUUACUGCAUUAAAUCUUUUUUCUACAAAAUUUGAUCAAGUCAUAGAACUUAUUGAUAAAGCAGGUAAAGAGCAUGAAUAUGUAAUUUUGGAUACACCUGGACAAAUAGAAGUUUUUACAUGGUCAGCAAGUGGAACAAUUAUAACAGAAGCUUUAGCAUCUCAAUUUCCAACAAUUAUAGUAUAUAUAUUAGAUACUGUAAGAAGUGUUAAUCCUGUAACAUUCAUGUCUAACAUGCUUUAUGCAUGUUCUAUACUUUAUAAGACUAAAUUACCAUUUAUUGUGGCUAUGAAUAAGAUUGAUAUAGUUGAACAUAGUUAUGCAGUAGACUGGAUGCAGGAUUUUGAAGCAUUCCAAGAAGCUCUAGAUUCAGAAACAAGUUAUAUUAGUAACUUAACACGUAGUAUGGCUCUUGCACUUGAUGAAUUCUAUAGUCACUUACGUAGUUGUGGAGUUUCUGCUGCAACAGGAGCUGGUAUUACUAAGUUUCUUGAACUUAUUAAAGAUGCUGAAGAAGAAUAUGAAAGAGAAUAUAAAAAAAUUUGGGAAAAAAUGAAGAUUAAACGAGACGCACAACGACAAAAAACAGAAAAAGAACAACUUGAAAAAGCAAGUCAAGAAGUUUCAGGAGAAAGUAUAUCAUUAAUAACAACAAUCAAUAGUGGAAGAGAAAUUUCAGAUAUAUAUUUAAAACAUGCUGGUAAUGAAUCAAGUGAAGAUGAAGAAGGUACAGAAAAUCCAUUUAAAGAUGAAGAAGAUGAUGAAGAAGAAAGAAAAGAAGCUGAAUCCUUCAAAAAUUUUUUAAACAGACACAAAAUACAACAAAAUAAACAUAUAGUUAAUCAAUCCACAAGUAAUAAUACAUAAUAU